Molecule: messenger RNA, 1609 nt
Organism: Lathyrus oleraceus (garden pea)
Lineage: Eukaryota; Viridiplantae; Streptophyta; Magnoliopsida; Fabales; Fabaceae
Product: protein MANNAN SYNTHESIS-RELATED 1
Exons: 6
Coding region: 124-1383 (419 amino acids)
Source: RefSeq, a predicted model, not a curated record
ACAUUGCUUUGUCUCUCAUCUUUCGUUUCAUUCACAUAUAAUCUUUCAAAUCUCUUCCUUUUUCUUUUUUCUUUUUCACUUCUUUUCUGUUUAAUUUCUUCUUUCUUCUCUUAGUUUCAAGAUAUGGGUUUUGAUUUGAGACAAGUAGUUGCUGGUAUCCUCACACUCACAAUGUUUGUCAUGCUUAUUCAUAUGAUUAAAAGGGAUCAUUUUGAUUCUGUUCAAGAUAAAACAUUUCCAGGAUCAACCGAGGAUGCAACCUAUGAAACUGUAAAGAUGGAUGCUACACAUGUAAGAAAGAAUAUAGGACUUUGGAAGGGAGAUACUGACGAGUUAAAACCCUGUUGGGUUAAGCCAUCUGGAGAUGAAGUGGAGCAGACGGAGGGAUUUGUUACCUUUUCAUUAACCAAUGGCCCCGAGUAUCAUAUAUCUCAGAUUGCAGAUGCGGUGAUUGUGGCUAGAAAUCUUGGGGCAACACUUGUUGUCCCUGAUAUCAGAGGAAGCCAACCUGGUGACAAGAGGAAUUUCGAGGACAUUUACGAUAUUGGCGUGUUCACAAAAAGCAUGGAUGGAGUGGUCAAACUGACAAAGGAACUUCCUGCUCAAGUAACAACAAGUAAAAUUGCUGCAGUGAAGGUCCCAAACCGGGUUACCGAAGAUUACAUAGCUAGACACGUGGAACCAAUUUAUAGAUCAAAAGGAAACGUAAGGCUAGCGACUUACUUCCCUUCAAUAAACAUGAGAAAGUCAGGGAAAAAAGGUGACACUGAUUCCAUUGCAUGCUUAGCAAUGUAUGGAAGUUUGGAGUUGCAGCCGGAAAUGCACGACCUUGUUGACUCAAUGGUUGAAAGACUCAGAACUUUAAGCCGAAAAUCAGAUGGUCAAUUUAUAGCUGUUGAUUUGAGAGUUGAGAUGUUGAACAAGAAGGGUUGCCAAGGAAACGAUGAUAGUGACGGUGAGAAGAGCUGCUUCAAUGCACAGGAGAUUGCUAUGUUUUUGAGGAAGAUUGGAAUUGAUAAGGAUACAACAAUUUAUGUGACGCAAUCAAGAUGGGAUGAUAGCCUUGAUUCUCUUAAGGAGUUUUUCCCUAAAACUUAUACAAAGGAAUCCAUCAUGCCGGCGGAUAAGAAAGCGAAGUUCCUAGAUUCUGGAGAUUCUGAAUUGGAGAAUGUGAUUGACUUUUAUAUUAGUACCGAAAGUGAUGUUUUCGUACCGGCAAUUUCAGGUCUAUUGUACGCAAACGUAGCUGGUAAGAGAAUUGGUUCUGGUAAAACACAAAUAUUAGUUCCGUCCGAAAUUUCAGAUUCAUCGGCCUCAGCCUCGAGUUUCUUGUCCCCUUAUAUCUCAAAGAAAAAUCACUUUGCAUAUUCUUGUUACUGUUAGUAGUUUGUUGCUUGCGAAUGUAACAAUGUAUUCGGUUUUUUAAGGGCCUAAGGUCUUUUGUUUGCAGAUUUUUAUGAAAUUUUCAGCAAAAAAAAAAAAGGAGUCAAGUGUUCACUAGAUUGAGGUUUUGUUAGCAUGUAUGUACACAGGGCUUUCUUUUUUUACAUAUUUGGCUUGUAAAAUUCUUGUUCUUUAUGAGUGAAACAAUCGAUACUGCAUUCAUUGA